UCGGAGGAAAGAAGGACGGAAGGAAAGGAGAGAGAAAGGGAGUGCCUGGGCAGCACUGCAACAGCUGCAACUGCAGCAGCCUGUCAGGAGGAAAGAGGGAGAGAAGGAGACAGAGGGAAGAGAGGAAGGCUGCAGGAUUGCCUGUAGAGGUUUUUUUAUGUAUGCUUUUGCACAAGGAAGGAGCUGAUACGGAAGCCUUUUUUUUCUCCCUUGCUGAUGCUUCUCUAUAUGGUCUCAUGCAGGAGGCAUGCUUGGAAAUAGUGUGAGAGGCAGAGAAGGAGAUUUGAAGAUGGAAAGGACGGAUAGCACAAAGGCAUACGGCCAAGCAGAUGGCAAAGGAGUUGGUAUGGCUGCUAAGAGAGCAAAGUCCGGAGUACCCCAGAGCUCCCAGAGGGGUGAGCUGAAGGUUUACCGCGCGGGGAGCUCUGACGGCAGGAUACCACUGCCCUCCAGUCUCCGGAAGCAGAGGUCUAUGACAAACCUGGCGGUCCUCACUGAUGCUGAGAAGAAGUUGCACCUCUAUGAGCCCAAGUGGUGUGAUGACAUGGCCAAGACCGGAGCAGGGCAGAGCAAGAUGGGCAAGCCAAAGACAGCAGGGGGGGGCAGCAGUGCCGGAGGGGGUGCCCCUCUCUCAAGAAACCUUUCCAAAUCUGAGCACUCACUGUUCCAGGGCAAACCUAAGCCCUUCAGCCCUCUGGCUGCUCCAUCUGCUCUGAACAAGCAGAGCCGCAUACCGCGUGCCCCUUACGCUGAGGUGAAGCCCCUGAGCAAGGCACCUGAGGAUGGGAAGUCAGAUGACGAGAUCCUCUCCAGCAAGGCCAAGGCCAAGAAGCAGGGAGCUGGAGCCGGGGGGGAGUCUGGGUCCAAAGGCCAUGGGGAGGAAGGUGGAGACAAGAACUUCCUGAAGGUGGACCCAGAACUGGUGGUGACAGUGCUGGGCGACCUGGAGCAGCUGCUCUUCAGUCAGAUUUUAGACCCCGAGUCCCAGAGGAAGCGGACCGUGCAGAAUGUCCUUGACCUUCGCCAGAAUUUGGAGGAUACAAUGACGAGUCUGCGGGGAUCCCAGCUAAGUCAUAGCUGUAUGGACAGCAGUAAUGUGGGCUAUGACAGCGAUGAGACCAACGCUCGCAGCAUAUCAAGCAUGUCCAACCGCUCCUCGCCUCUCUCCUGGCGCCACGGCCAGUCCAGCCCUCGUCUCCAAGCGGGAGAGGCCCCCUCCUCCACGGGCGGGGGGUACCAGGGGAGUAAGAGCUGCUCCCAGUACACGGCGCAGACGAUGCCCGCCCGCUGCUCCAGCCGCCUCAACAGCACGUCUCGCAUCGAGCUCAUCGAGGGGUUGGACGACCUCAAGUCUGGUUACCUGAGUGACAGCGACCUCCUUGGAAAGAGCCUGCCGGAUGACGACGACAACCUGGCUAAUGGCUGGGAUGAGAGCAGCUCCAUCAGCAGUGGGCUCAGCGACGGUGAAGGCGAUGGCUCCGAGAACCUCAGUUCAGAGGAGUUCAACGUCAGCUCCUCCCUUAACUCCCUCCCCACUACACCCCUGGGAUCCAGAUGCAACUCUUCUGCCAUGCUCCGCACUGAUGCAGAGAAGCGCUCCCUGGUGGAAAGCGGACUCUCGUGGUACAGCGAGGAUCACAAAGCCGGCCACAAGCUGGACAGUGGCAGCUAUGAGACCGGUAGCCUCAAGACGGAGGCCCCGAGCAAGUGGAGGAAGAAGCCUCCGAGCCUCAGUGAAGAUUUUGGGUGUAAGGGAGAACUGAAGAAGCCCCAAAGCUUGGGUCAACCAGGAAGUUUCAGGAAGGGUCGCAAUCCUCCUGUAGGUGUGACCUCCCCCAUCACCCACACCUCUCAGAGCACAUUGAAAGUCGCAGCACCUAAAUGUGAGAAGCCAAUGGAUAAAUCCAGGAUUUCCCUCAAAACUGCCGGUCUGCAGCGGUCCCGCUCAGACGCUGGCAAGGAUCAGCUUGGAGAGUACCGCAAGCCCCCGUCAGGUUUAGUUAAACCCACAGCCGGAGCCUCCUACGGCUACAAGAAACAUCCAACAGCCACCGGCACCGCCACUGUUAUGACAGCAGGGGGCACCACCAUCUCCAGUGGCUCUGCUACUCUGGGCAAAAUCCCCAAGUCAUCUGGCAUCCCCGUGAAGCCUGUGGGAGGAGGGACACCCUCAGGAAGAAAGAACAGUUUUGAUGCCAGCAGUGAGCAGUGCUUCCUGGGGCCAAACACUCGAAACAGCAUUCAGUACCGCAGCCUGCCUCGACCGGCCAAGUCCAGCACGUUCAGUGUGAUUGGUCGCCCUGCAUCUCGGCCUCUCAGCGGCACCAUCGACCCCAGCCUGUUGAGUUUGAAACCCGUGCCCAUGGCCUCCACAGGCCCCAGGAUUAAAGAGCCCAGUAGCUGUAAGAUGUCCAGUCGAUCGAGCACAGGCCCCGUGAACAUGACCGACCGGGAGAAGGAGAAGGAGAGAGCCAAGGCCAAGGCUGUGGGGGCCGACAUGGACUGUGGGUCUCUGAAAGCAGAGACUCGGUCCUCAGGAGAGUCCACCAUGAAACUGCACGGUCUGAGACGGACCAGCAGCAGCAAAUACCCUGAACUGUCAUCUCCCACCACACCAAGGAUGAUGAACACAAAGUCUCUGGGCCGUCCACCCAGCUUGGCUCACCUUGACAAGGUCAACUACAACAGCCUUGACUCCUGUGUGACCAUCCAUGACCUCCCGCCAAAAGUCCCCCCUUAUUCCAAGCUGCAGGACCUGGCUGGUGCCCACACCUCGUCCCGCCUCACCCCCAGCCCAGCCCCUGUGCUCCACAUCGACUCCCCCGGCUCCUACACCAGUGAGAGCCUGAGUCUGGGCGGCUCCCCGCUGCUCUACCCCAAGCUGUCAGGCAUGCACCGCAGCAUGGAGUCCCUGCCCCUCCAGAUGAGCGUGCCUCCCAGUUCCAGGUUUGUCAGAACUGAGACGCAAGACAAGGAAGAGAGGGGAGCGGGAACCUGGGGGGCCGGAAGCAGGACCUCCAUCAACCUCACAGAUAGCUUGCAAGCGGACAGAAAUACCUUGCCGAAGAAAGGCGUGGAACGCUAUGGCUCAAGCCUGUCAGACACUGACGGCAAACCGGAGAGGCGCCAUUCCCACACCAUAGUCAGCAUGACAGAGAGCGACAGCCCCCCUCAGCUGCCUUCUCCCACCCGCCCUCUCCACCCCUCCUCCGGCAAGGCUCCUCUCACCAACGUGGUUGCCCCCAUUUCUAGUGGCACCCCGAGGAUAUCGCGCUCCAACAGCAUAGGCCCCCCCGGUGAGUUGGCUUGCGAUCUCUAUGGAACCUCCCCCCUGGGCAGCAGCAUUUCCCUGGCUGACCGGCCAAAGAGCAUGAUGCGUUGUGGGUCUUUCCGCGAACCAGGAGAUGAUGUGCAUGGCUCUGUGCUCUCUCUGGCGUCCAAUGCUUCAUCCAACUAUUCGGCGAAUGAGGAGAGGAUACAAGGGGAGCAAAUCCGCAAGUUGAGGCGAGAGCUGGAGUCUUCCCAGGAAAAGGUUGCAGACCUGACCAUGCAGCUGAGCGCCAACCUAGGACAGGCUAAUCUGGUAGCAGCAUUUGAACAGAGUUUAGCGCUGAUGACGGCGCGCCUGCAGACCCUCUCUGUCUCCUCGGAGCAAAAGAUCCCGUCAGAGAAUGAGCAGCUUCCAGGGGACAUAGGGGUUCUGGAAAUGAGUUGUGGGUCAAAGGACUCCGAGCUCACUGAUCUGAAGGAUACCAUCGAGGUUCUGAGGGUCAAAAACUCAGAGGCCCAGGAAAUCAUUCAGGUGGCUCUCAAUACUCCAGAAAUUGCACCUAAAGAAAUGCCGAUCAAUCGCCAGAACUCCUCAGAAAGCAUCUCCAGCCUGGCCAGCACCUCCAGCCACUCCAGUAUGGGCAGUCUGAAGGAGCAGGAGGCCAAGAAGAAGAAGAAGAAGAGCUGGGUCUUUGAGUUGCGCAGCUCCUUCAACAAAGCCUUUAGUAAGAAGGGCUCCAAGCAGUCAGGGCCAUACGCUGACAUUGAGGAAAUUUCCACCCCAGAAUCCUCUGCACCUUCCUCCCCCAAAGUGCACUAUGGUGGAGACAAAACCUCAUUGUCAAUGAAAUCCUCAGCCUCUGCAUCAUCGUCAGGACUCUGUGAGGAAGGCGAGGAAGGCGAGGAAGGCGAGGAGGGCGAAGAGGGCGAUGAGGGCGAUGAGGGUGAUGAGGGCGAUGAAAAGGUUGUAACAGGACUGCGCACAGAGCUGUGGGAAAAGGAGCGCAAACUGACAGACAUCCGGCUGGAGGCUCUGAGCUCGGCCCAUCAGCUGGAGCAGCUGCAGGACGCCAUGAGCAGCAUGCAGUCAACAGUGGAGAACCUGAAGGCCGAGAACGACCAUCUGAAGACAGGCAGUCUGUCCCCCUGUCCGUCUCCGGGCCCCUCCAGCUCCGUCUCCCAGUCCUCAGGUCUCACUGCUCUGGGAAGUUCAUCACCUCGGCAGUCCGUAGCCAUGCACAUGCCCAAAAGCUACAGCAGAGGGCUGAGUGAGGGGGGCAGCUCAGACCUUUACUCUGCAGAUACCCUCAGUCUCUCCUCACAGAGGGAUGAUCACCGUGUUAGGGUGGUGAUAUGUGUUGCAGAUUUACGCGUCUUCAAAGAUGAGGUUAAGCAGCAGGAUUUCUUCGUCGGGACGGUCCGGGUGAACGGCCGGAUGGACUGGCCCAUGCUGGACUCGGCUGUCAGCCAGGCCUUCAAGGUGUACAUUGCCAAGGUGGACCCCAAUUCUAGUGUGGGCCUCUCUACAGACUCAAUCUACAGUUACAGCAUGGGCCACAUUAAGAGAGUGCUGGGAGGAGAAGUUCCAGAGACGCAGCCCUCUCGCUGCAUGUCCCGAGGCCCCAGCAGCAUCACAGUGGCCCUGAAAGGUUUGAAGGAGAAGUGUGUGGACAGCCUUGUUUUCGAAACCCUCAUUCCCAAACCCAUGAUGCAACACUACAUCAGUCUGCUGCUCAAACACCGCCGCCUCAUCCUCUCUGGUCCGAGCGGGACGGGUAAGAGCUACCUGGCCUCCCGGCUGGCUGAGUACCUGGUGGACCGCAGCGCCCGCGAGGUCACCGACGGCAUCGUGAUGACCUUCAACAUGCACCGCCAGUCCUGCAAGGAUCUACAGCUUUAUCUUUCCAACCUGGCCAAUCAAAUCGAUCGGGAAAGCAGCGUGUCAGAAAUACCGCUGGUCGUUAUUCUGGAUGAUAUUCAUGCGCCUGGUUCACUCAGCGAACUUGUAAACGGGGCUCUCACCUGCAAAUAUCACAAAUGUCCUUACAUUAUUGGAACAAGCAACCAGCCGGUGAAGAUGAUACCGAACAAUGGCCUCCAUCUCAGCUUCAGGAUGGUGACCUUCUCCAACAACGUGGAGCCGGCCAAUGGCUUCCUGGUGCGCUAUCUGCACAGGAAGCUGAUGGAGUCGGAGGAUGAGAAGAACUUGACCAACGAGGACCUGAUCAGGGUGUUGGACUGGGUGCCCAAACUGUGGUAUCACCUGCACGCCUUCCUGGAGAAGCACAGCACGUCCGACUUCCUUAUCGGCCCCUGCUUCUUCCUGUCGUGUCCUGUCACGGUUGAUGAGUUUCGAUCGUGGUUCAUUGACCUUUGGAACCACUCUAUUAUUCCUUACCUUCAAGAGGGGGCCAAGGACGGCAUCAAGGUCCACGGGCAGAAAGCAGUAUGGGAGGACCCGGUGGAGUGGGUGAGGGGCACGCUGCCUUGGCCGUCUGCCCAGCAGGACCAGGCCAAGCUGUUCCACUUGCCCCCCCCCAGCAUCAGCUCCAGCAGCCCCGGGCAGCCCUGCGAGGAGAGGCCUCACAAGGAGACUCCACCCAGCUCCAUGGAAUCUGAUCCACUGAUGGCAAUGCUUUUGAAACUUCAAGAGGCCGCCAAUUACAUUGAGUCCCCAGACAAAGAAGACCCUAGUCUGCCUAAACUUUGAACACAACGUUUUCACUCAGCACUUCAAAUGUACAGGUUUUUUUUUGUUGUGUCCACUGUGACGCAGUGCACGUUCAGGAACAAACAAUCCCACAGAAAGGUCAUUCCCACAGUAGGUUGAAAGUAUAACUGGAAAAUUCCAAAUCCUUUUAUUACAUACAGUAUUUUCAAACGACUGUUCAUACGUAUUGAAUGAAACACUAUAUUGUAUUCCUUUAGUGUAUAGUUGACUGGAUGACAUUCACUUUAGUUCCCUUUACCAACACAUUAGCACUCAUUACCCUUAGGUGCUAAUAGAUCACUAAUUGUCUCAGUGUUUAGACUUCAGGUGAUUUCUGCAACAGCAUACAUGCAUCAUGGGAUAUGUAGUGUUUGUCAACAGGAGAUAUCAUCAAUCAUGGUGACUCAUUUUGGAAAAGAGUAUGACAGCAUGACAGAUGCUACUAUUUAUUGCACAGUUAUUUGGUACAUAUCUACUGUAUGAGUCUUUGAAGGCCAAAAUCGUAUACAUAUGCAAUGUUAACUUAGCAACCAGAGCAGGUGAAACGGUUCAAAUGCCUUAACAACAAAGACGUCACCUCAAUUUCAGCAGAGGAUACCGGUGCUUUUAUAAGAUAUCAUCCCAGCUAAAAAGGUCAGGAAUCAGUUAUUUCUUCAACUUUCUACACCAUCAUCUUUUUUUACAAUAUAAAAUUAUAAGACAUUAUAGGACCAAUUAUUAGUAUACUUUUUUCACGUAGUUUAACAUCUUCUUUAUCAGUUAAAUGGCUUUAAGUUUUUUUUUAAAUAUACUUGCUGUCAUACUCUUUUUGCUUAAAACAAACCUAUUUAUUAGUGAUGUGAGUUUUGUCGCUGCGCAGUACCAUACUAUAUUUUUCAAGCACUUAAUUUAGCUUUAUGAAGUGUCACCAAUGUUGCCAUGUAUAUCAGGUAUUAGAUACUUAUUACACAGGGAUAACACAACAAACACUCUUUGAUUAAACAGAUUUAGCAAAAACUAUUUGAAUCUAAACCAGAUUUUUUUAUAGGAAAGAGUACAUUUGUUUCAAAUCUUUUCCCCCAUAUUCAGAGUAGCUAGUGUAUAUAUGAUGUAAAUACAAUCAGACUACAUCACAGCUAUUUAAUCUAUAUUAGUUGGUGCAAAUAUCUAGUAUACUGAACCAAAUACUGUUCUUUAAUCAUGCUUCUCGACUGUCAUGGUAGUGGUUUAAGUUCAACUCUGAAUGUAGAGAAAACACGUAUACAAAUUGAACAUCAUCUAUCAUCUUUUAGGUGCUUUUAAAAGAAGCCUUAUCACAAAGCUCCACUGCAACACCAUGUCUGAGUAGAGUGACUUUAAAGCUACCUAGGCCCAUUUUCAGAUUUAAUGUCAUUAUCAUCAUUAAGUUACAUAUGGUGCUCUUGAACAACGUCCCAAAUUGCUUUAGUGUUGAAUAAAGAUCACAUAGACUUUUCAGGGUAGGUUAAAAAAAGUGUUGUGUGUCCUACAGUAGAACUUUCAAACACUUAGGUCAUGUGAAAAAGACCUUGAAGAUAAUUUGGAUAUGUUGAAGACAUUACGUAGAGAUAGUCAAGUCAUGUGUGACAUUGUAUGGUACAUCCAUGUUGGUGUCAAAGUGAAACUGGAGAGUAGUUGUUCCAAGGCCAAAAGGAAAAGAUUUAAACACUUUUUAAGGUACUUUGUGUAGAUUUUGUAUGUAAAAGAUAAGCCCUAAUGGAGUAAUGGCAGACAGUAGUUGUGCAAGUGUUGUCAAAACAUUUCACCUGUUCAUUUCAUUUUAGGUGCUCAGACUUAACUUCACAUGUACAUAAAUCCUGUAAAUGAAUGUCAGACCACUUUUAUGACAGCUCAAUAAGAAAGUUAAACAUUUUAAAUGCUAUCUGAGCUGCUUUUUGCUUUAUUCUUGCACAGUUAGGCUGAUAACAAAACUUCAAGCUAAUCUGCACCUCUGAUUGGUCUCAAAAGAAAUGAAUGAAUUAAGGACAAGGAGCGAAAAGAUGCCAAAUGGACAGUGAUCCUCAAACUGGUCACAUGGGACUAAUGUCAGUUACUGUAAAUAUUUCAGGUGUUAGACACAACCAGCCCUGGUCUGUUUCUGCAGGUUCCUAAAGCCAUCAACUCGAGCUUCUCAUCUCAUUCACUUGUUGUUGUGCCUGUUGCUCUGUAGUAGCUGUUAAUUGUGUUCGCUUACUAGUGUAUCAGGACUAUGCAGCAACUUCAGGUCUGUCUUUGAGUUUUCAUUUGGACCAAAUUGCACCACAGGACAAAAGUGAAAGCUUGUAUUAAGCAGGAGCCUUAAAGAGAGGACGAUGGUUUGGCGUUGCAUUGAAAACAGGGUAGAUGUACGUAGGUAAAGAAAUUAAGCAGUUUGGAAGCUGUGAUGUGUGUUUUGUCCUUGAUGAAUGGCAACACAAGUGUCAUAACUGGACUUAUAAAUGGUCAAAUGACGAUAAACAAUGAAACAAAAAGGUUUAAAAAUCGAAUUAUGAGACUGAAAUCAGCACUUCACUGUUUGAAUAGUUAAUUGUAUGUAGAAUCAGACCAGAAGGCCAAUACAGGUUGCUGAAUAGUCAUAUUUUUGCAAAAGCUUGUUGUGGACUAAGAUAAAAAAAAAAAAAAUGUAUGCAGUAUCUAAUGUCACUGACGUGGAAAUGUCAAGGGUUCCUAAGUGUUGUAAAUGCAUGUAAACUUGCUGUGUGAUGAGAAAAAAAAGUUAACAAUAAUGUAGGCUAUUGUUUAGGAAAUUCAUGCUAGAUAAUGUUUUCCUUUGUAAUACUCAAAAUAUUUGAUAUUUCUUUCCUUCUUUUUCUAAAGAAUCCUUUGUAAAACUUAAUUUCUCUAUUUUGUACAGGGCAUCAUUGUAAAGAUUGUAAAUAGAGCAGCAUUCUGGAUGCGGCAACAAUCAUUGAGGAGGGGAAACAAACAAAAAAUCAUCCUUGAGAAAAAUGUUUAUUUCUUCAGAGUUGGGUCCAAAACAUGAAUAAGGCAUGUUUCUGAAGGCUUUCAUCCACCUAUCACUGGUCGUUGGAAUCAAUAAAAUACAUGUUAUAUUUA
Messenger RNA from Trematomus bernacchii (emerald rockcod), 9034 nucleotides. It is a transcript of the gene nav1b, whose product is annotated as neuron navigator 1b. Gene Ontology annotation, biological process: neurogenesis; nervous system development; microtubule bundle formation. NCBI's taxonomy places the organism in Eukaryota, Metazoa, Chordata, Actinopteri, Perciformes, Nototheniidae. The record is from RefSeq and is a predicted model, not a curated record. Gene Ontology annotation, cellular component: microtubule cytoskeleton; axon initial segment. Gene Ontology annotation, molecular function: ATP hydrolysis activity. Bases 248 to 5980 code for a protein of 1910 amino acids. The transcript has 32 exons.